AGUUGACUUAUCUGCCAUUUUGUAUCUCUACAGCUUGUCAGACGAAGUUGGUCAUCGACGAAUAAGGAAGCAAAUAUGCGUUUAUCCACUACAUAUGUUUGUUUGCGCCGUUAAAUAAACCAAAUUACAGUUUGACUUGUUAGGAUAUCUUGACAUUAGACGCAGUCGGCUGACUGCUGUUCUUGUAUCGUCGUGUCAUCUUGUUUACGUUUUGCCUUAGCAGGAAAGCUAACGGCGUUAGCCACUUAGCUUAGCUAGUGACCAACGGUCCAAGCGUUAGCUUUCCAAAGCUAACUAGAGACUGCUGAAAUGGCGGCCAACACGAAACAAACAACCCCUACAACAAACUGGUCCUUUGGUGGUGCUGGAGAUGGCCAGGUUCACGAAAACCCAGAAUGGGAGAAGGCAAGACAAGCACUAGCGUCCAUUAACAAGAGUCAGAGCGCUGCUAAGAAUGCACAAGCCAACCGGACAGCCACAGCAGAGGCCGGUCAGUUUCAGCCAGCAGUGACUGACUCAGCUGCCGUUCAGACACCGCAGCAGCCACCACCACCUCAGCAGCCACCACCACCUCAGCAGCAGCAACAGCAGCAGCAACAGCAGCAGCAACAACAGCAGCAGCAGCAGCAGCAGCAGCAGCAGCAGUACUAUCCAUGGUACCAGCAAACUCAGCAGCAUUAUCCUGGGUACACAUACCCCUAUAAUUACUACUACCCCGUGGCUCCAUAUGGAGCUGCAUAUCCACCAAAUCAGUAUGGUACACCCCCAGGGCCUUACCCAGGAGCUCCCACCCCUAAUGGACAGCCUCCUCCAGUGCCUGGAAUGGAAGACCAGUCCCCCGGCUACCCAGCUCAACCUCCUCCCCCUUCCACUACCCAACCCCCCCAGAGCCCUACCACCUCCGACAAACCACCUCUUCCUCCCCCCCCAUCUAUACCUCCACAAUCCAACUCCCAGUACCCCCCUCCUCCAUCACAAAAUGCUUAUGGUGGCAAUAACUCCAUGCAAUACCCACCUGGUGACUCCAACCAAAUGCAAGCUUAUAAUCAUUCCCAGGGUAGGCCCAACUAUGGACAGGGUUUUCAGGCCCAGAACUCCUAUCAGCCCCCGCAGAAUAACAAGCAGCAGCAGCAGCAACAACAACAACAACAACAACAACAACAACAGCAGCCAGGCCAGUAUGCACCAGGGCUUGGCAGAGGUGAGGCCAACAAAAACAAAAACCAAAAUCAAGGACAGCAGCUGUGGCACCGCAUGAAACAGGCACCUGGUGCAGCUGCUAUGAAGUUCAAUAUUCACAAGAGGCCUUAUCAGGUUCAGUGUUCUCCAAUUUCCAAUCAGACUUUCCCUCCAGACGAGCAGCCCUCAGGAUUAAAUCCUACUCCUUCCUCCCUGGCUUCUGCCAGUUCCCCACCUGACGGUGCUCAGAUGCGACCCCAGGACUGGCCCCAAGCCAUGAAGGAAUAUGUGCAGCGCUGCUUUACAGCCUGUGAGUCAGAGGAAGACAAAGAUCGUACAGAGAAGGUGUUGAAGGAGGUUCUGCAGGAUCGGCUGAAGGACGGCUCUGCUUACACCAUCGACUGGACCCAUGAGCCAUUGCCAGAACUAAAGGCCAAGCCCUCUCGUUGGGAGGCUCUUGCAUCCCAGAGGACAGCUGAUGGCUCAGUUAGCCGUGGCGGAAGUACACUGGCUGCAUCUCCAAGAGGCAGGGGUGGUGCACACCGAUUGGGCCACUACAGGAAUAUCUUUUCUCAGAGGAGUCCAUCUUCUAGUUCCUCUCAUUCGUCCUCUCGCUCCCCAUCCCCCUCCCAUGACCGACACAGGGACCGCAGCACCCAAAGGCACAGACGCAGUGACUCUGGCUCGCAAUCAGACAGCAGCAUCUCCAGUGACCUCCGACCCCAGUUGUCACGACGAAGAGGUGGACGUGGUCGAGGUAAUGACAGGGAAAGGGGACGUGGAGGAGGGGAGAGAGGACGUGGAAGAGGAGGAAAAGCAAAUAGAGGACGCCGAAAUAUGGAAGACUCCAAUGCAGCGGUUGGAAAGAAGAGGAAAGGGGGCAACGCCGGUGUGGAUUUCCAUGACCCACUGCGAGAAGCCAAGAAGCAGAGCCGAGCAGCCCGCUUCCACAAGCAGCUGCGCUCAGAGCCUCUGGUUCUUUCCAUCAACUCUUUCGACCAACCGGAUGGAACCCAGGAGAGCCUCAGCUGGGAUGACGUCCCCAUUGUGGGGACAUGCCAGGACGUCACCAAGCCCUACCUGAGGCUCACCUGUGCCCCCGACCCCUCUACUGUGCGCCCUGUGCAUGUCCUGAGGAGAUCUCUGCUGGCUGUGAAACUCCACUGGAAAACCCACCAGGAGUACACGUAUGCCUGUGAACAGAUGAAGUCCAUACGACAGGACCUCACGGUCCAAGGAGUUCGUACUGAAUUCACAGUGGAAGUGUACGAGUGUCAUGCACGCAUUGCUCUGGAAAAGGGAGACCAUGAAGAGUUCAACCAGUGCCAGACCCAGCUGAAGGCCCUGUAUAAGGACAACCCGUCGGAGAACAUUGGAGAGUUUACAGCAUAUAGAUUGCUGUAUUACAUCUUCACCAAAAACUCUGGAGAUCUGACCACUGAGUUGGUGUACCUGACCCCUGCCCUGCGGGCAGAUGUGUGUGUGGCUCAUGCUCUUGCACUCCGCGCUGCCUGGGCAUUAGGAAACUAUCACCGUUUCUUUAAGCUGUACAAAGAAGCCCCGCGCAUGGCUUCAUACCUCAUUGACAAGUUUGUUGAGAGGGAGAGAAUGAUUGCACUUCGGGCUAUGGUAAAAACGUUCAGGCCCGACUUGCUCGUGGAGUAUGUGCACUCCAAUCUGGGCUUCUCUUGUUUAGACUCCUGUGUGACCUUUCUCACUGCGCAUGGUGUCACUUUCUACCCCGGUGACCCUGAAAAGAUAGACUGCAAAACCAGCUCAGCCGCUUUGGCUGCCUCCUGAGGAGGUGGGGUGGGGGGGGAACACCAUAAAGGGAGAAGUUAAGGGACCAUAAUGGAGCUUCACAUAUACAAUGCACUGCACUUGAGACACAUCAGCCUUUUCAGAUAGGGUUGGCAAACUACAGAAGACCCACAUAGAAAGAUUCAUGAAAACUCUUAGAUUCAGAUUACAGAUGUCGUUGGAUAGGAACUGCUUUAUAAUGCCAGACGAGUGAGGAGUUUAGAUCUGGGGUACACGUGUAGUGUCAGCAAUGGGAGUCAAAAGUCAAUAGAACAAAUCAGAGAGGCCCCCCCCCUCCCCCCCCAUGAUUCCUGUUCCCUAGCGACCCUCAGAUGUCAAAGCUAACAGUGUUCUGUUAUGUGUUUUCCUUCCUCAAGUCAACAGCUUCAACACCUGAAGAUUCAAGCCUUGUAAACCAAAAGGGAAAUACAAACAGCUGCCAGUCCUUCAUCCAGCUCUCUCCUGUUUGCAUAGAAGUCCACAGAUUCAGAUCACCCUUACACAUUCCUCCUAAAGACUGUGAUAAAACGCGUGAGAGAAGGCGCCGGCCGUGUGUCUGAAGGAAGAUGAGGUGGUUUGUAUGUCCUGCACCGGGUUGCCCCAAAGGUAUCAGAUGGCCGCGCAUCAUCCUGUUCCUCAUCCUGAUCAAAAGGCCAGUGAGAGCAAUGAACUUAAGUCUUAAGUCUUGUUCCUGAUUUGAAUUAAGUUCUAUUAAUUCAAUGAUCCCGGUCAAGAAAUGGUUGGCCAGCUUUUGGGAGAAAGUCUGAACGUGAUGAGCAUUGACUUUGUGUAUGAUCAAGGAAUCAGGCAAGUGUUCUUCAUCAGGGUGGUAUCCUCCUCCGUGCCCUCCAAGCUGAGCUCCAUCUCCAGAAUGAAAGCAGCCAGAGGCAGAGAGGGAGUCUGCCGCCAUCCUCCUCCAGCGGACGUCCUGCCAGCACCUGGAAUCCAGCAGACGCCGACCAACAGAAAAGUGAUGAAGCCCCUCUGACCUCCAUGUUGGCCUUCUUAACCUCACCAGCUGUUAAUCAACAGAAAAGCUGCCAUCUUUUAAAUACAGCCAAAGGGGAAUUCUGCGGGGUGAGCUUCAGCGAGAACCUGCUGCCUCUUCCAAAAACUACGAGCGGUUUGUAUGAUCUGUGUGCACGGCUGGUAAGCUAAAGGGACUCUCUGGGAGGAGGAGGAGGAAGAGGACGGCACGGCUGAGAUGCUGCCUCACUUUUCGUCUGUGUUGAAUUUCUUCCGUCCUUUGUCAUGGCCCAGUAAAAGAAUUAUGGAGCAGCAAAGCAGAUUUUUAUAAUAAGCAGUUUAAUGUUAGAUUAAUUAAGUAUGAUACAAUUUGACUAAACCCUAAAAUGCCAGAAUGGCACCAGUUAGAUCCGACGUGUUUACUGCACAUUAACCUUUGCUAUCUGAAGGUCAUAUGGUUGAGUGUUGAUAAAAGAGUUUCCAUCUGAUGUAGACAGUAAUUUAAUAAAGGACAUGCGAGUUGAGUCAAGAUGCUUUAUGUCCAUUUUCCCAGUUGACAAGUAAUUAAUAAUUAAAAAGAUGAAUAAAAGACUAUUUACCCUUUGGUACAGGACAGGACUUUCUUGAAGUAUUUCUGAUGUGAUUGUGGUCCAUUAGUCUUGAGGCUUGUGCUGUCCAGGACCUAAAAUACUAUUGGUGGGGGACACACUAUUUUAGGUGAUAAUUGGUAUUAAAAAUGAGGUAUUAGACAGUUCCAAAUUGUUCAGUAAAUGUACACCUAUACCAACAACACAUUAACUCCAUGUUAAUUUUGUUUGUUUUCUACCAUAUCCUAUAAUUUAAGGACUCAUAGAUAAUGAUAGUGUAAACAUUUGAAGAAAAGAAACGGGUCGUUUUGAUUUGAGUUUUGUUUAUUUGAACAGUAUUAAUUGCUGCUGUAGAAAUAUUAAGCCAUUUCAGACUGAGGGGUAACUAAGCAGAACUUGAGUGGAUGCAGGCUUGCUGUACAUGUUUAUUUGUCAACAGAGUUUAUUUUUGUAAAUAUUGUAUGAUAUUGCUGUGAUUUAUAUUAGUGCACUAGUGCAUAGUGUCGUUUUUUCCCCCUCACACGGACGUGUGAUUCUCUUUUAUUUUCUUCUGGGUUUUGCAGAACUCUUCUUUGACCAUAUGGGAAUAUGUAAACUAAAAUGCAGAUAGAUCUGGGUGACGUUGUCAGGAUGUAGAUGAUAGAGGAGUCGAUGAUUUCCCCAGUACAGCCUGAAAACAUUCAUACAGGCAUUGUGGCAAUAUUUGAUGCUCAGUUUUGAGUGACAUGACCAGUUCAAAUGUCAAAAUGGUCAUAUUUUAUUCAGGCAAAACUCCUGUUGCCUCUAUUGUAUCACUCGCCUUUUUGUGGCAGUAAAGCUUGGCAGGUAGUUCCAUGCAAAGCUGAUAUCUUCUCAGUGAUGAACACAAAAUGUUUAAGUCUUCAACCAAUUUCCAUCAGGUUGACAAAAUGUUCUUGUAAACACUGGACCGUUAUUUGUCAAACUUCACUGUUGACCAUUUCAGCAAACAAUUUGUAAUGACAACAAUCUCAACAUGUUUUCUUUCUUUCCCCUUCAUUUACCUGAUCCCCUGUCCUCUUCACUGCCCCCCCACCCCACCCCCUAAACUCCCCCCCACACCACCAGCCCUCUCCUCCUUCAGCUCGCAGCACUGCUCACAGCAGGAGCUCAUAAAGAGAGGAUAGUGACGCCAGCCGGAGAGAGUGAGCAUCCCAGUCUUGGUUUGACCCGCUCAAGUUGAAGCGUCACAGCUGAUGAAAUACAUGGGAGCCUCAUGAUGAAAUGUGGAAAAUGUUGAUGCUGCUGCUAAUGUGAUUUGCUGCUAACCCAAAUAUUGAAAAUGUUUUUCUGUGCAACAUGAUACCUGUUAAGUUUUGAGAAAACUGCCUGAGGAUUUACAAAGCCCCCUUUUUACUGUUUGUCCAGAUACAUUUUGAAUAUUUCGCCUACAUGUGUUUGCUGGUAAAUUAGUCAUCAUUUGGUGGUAUUUUUCUUAAAUUCCUAUUUAUUAUUAAUCGCAAAUUAUUUUGGAUAAUGUUUGCUCAGUUAUAGAUUUGCAGUCAUUUUUAAAUGCCUCAAAAGAAAUGUGUCUGGACAUUCCGAACAUAUCACUCAUGAAAUUCCCCGACAGUUAGUAACAUUUCUCUUAGUAUGCAGUCUUAUUCAGGCAAAGCUUCAUAUGACAAGUGGCACGUCCUCCCAAAAAAAGACUUUGGAUUCUUCUCAUGUGAAUGAGCUGAAUGACAGUUGUUUGUUGCAUUGGGUUUGUGUAAACUUAACAUUUCUUUAAACAUGGUUAAUGUGUGCACCUCUCAGGAUUUCAGCAUUGAUACAGUCCAGGAUGUUUACUUUGUUUAUUUUGCCUUUUUUAGUAGAAAAUUCCACCCAGGAACUAACAAUACACAUUUUCAUUUUGGAUGUUUUGUUUGUUUUUCCUCCCAGUUGCCUGAGUCAUGUUUUCAGUAUUUUUUGCUCCCAUGUUACUGUAUACCUCCCAUCAGUCUUUGUAACUCCUUCCUUGAUAUUUACUGGAAGAACUUCCCAUGUCCCUCACCUCUGCUGUGUUCAUCUCCGGCCAUUCCCUCUGAACUAGUCUCUUCUCUGUUCUCACUUUCUCUUAACUCCUCUCCCUGCAUGCUGUCCUCUCCUCUGCUACAGAUCUCUAACCAGUAUUUGUUCUCUUCUCAUUCUUAUCUGUUCCUUUUAUGCUGGUUAUGCUUGUGACCGUUUGCCAUGAGCAUUUAGUCACUCUCACUAGUAAGUAUUGUAUUGCGUCUGCAAUGCUUUGAUAGUUUAUGUUGCGGCUCAACUAACAACUGAAUCUGAAGGUUUCUCUGCCACGCCUCUCCAUUUACAGAUCCAACUUGAACUGCCAUUUUGUAAAUCUUGUGUAUAUAUAUAUUUUAAAUAAACUUCAAGAAUAAAUGACA
Molecule: messenger RNA, 6922 nt
Organism: Trematomus bernacchii (emerald rockcod)
Lineage: Eukaryota; Metazoa; Chordata; Actinopteri; Perciformes; Nototheniidae
Gene: leng8
Product: leukocyte receptor cluster (LRC) member 8
Exons: 15
Coding region: 310-2979 (889 amino acids)
Cellular component (GO): nucleus
Source: RefSeq, a predicted model, not a curated record